CCUCACGGAGCUGCGCCCGCGCGGUUCGAGCGCGGCCAUGGCGGAGCCGGGGAUGGAGCCGGAGCGGGGCCCGGAGGCGGUGACGGCCGAGGCGGUGCUGAGGGAGCUGCGGCUCUUCGAGCUGCGCUGCGAGGGCGAGGAAGUGCCCGACAAGCUGGUGGAGCUGUGCCUGAGCCACGGGCUGGGCCCGGUGGCCUUGGCCAACGAGCUGCUGGCCUUCGUCACCAGCAAAGACCUGGACCUGCAGCUCACCCCCGAGGGCCUGGACGCCUUCGAGCACGAGGUGCUGGCCAAGCGCGGCAGCCGCGGGCGGCGCGGGAGGGACGAGCGCCGGGGGCUCCUGCACGACAUCCACUCGCUCCAGGGGCUCCUCGAGGAGGAGCAGGAGGACGAGCUGCUGGACGCCUACACCACCCCAUCCAAGGGCUCCCACAAACGCAGCAAUUCCACACCUGAGACCCCCCGGGCCAAGCGGGCGCCCGCCUCCCGCAGCCCCUUCGCGCUCUUCUCCCCCGGCAGCUUCUCCCCAAGUGUCACCCCCUCCCAGAAGUACUCGGGCAGGGGGGGGCGGCAGGUCGCGGUCGCGCCGCACGGGGUUCCGGCCGCCGCGGCCUGGAGCGGCGGCGGCGGCGGCGGCGCCCUCCGAGCCUUUGGGGGCCCCGAGCAGAGCCUGAGCAAGCCCUACAAGUUCAUGUUCCAGAAGGUUCUGGACGUCAGGGAAGCUCUGGCCCAGCGCGUUGAGGAGCUCGGGGAGGUUCUGCGCAGGCACCACGGCCUGGACGGGUUCAGCUCCGCCGUGCUCCCGGCGCAGGAGCCGGUGACGGUGCUGGGGCAGAUCGGCUGCGAUGGGAACGGGAAGCUGAACCCCAAAUCCGUGCUGCUGGUGGGGGACAGGGAGCACUCGGGGGGGGCCCAGGUGCCCCUGGACCUCUCAGAGCUUCCAGAAUAUUCCCUGUUCCCAGGACAGGUGGUGGCCCUGGAAGGCACCAACAGCACGGGCAGGAGGAUGGUGGUGACCAAACUCUACGAGGGGGUCCCUCUGCCCUUCCACAGCCCCACGGAGCCCAUGGCAGAGCAGAGGCUGGUGCUGCUGGCCUGCGGCCCCUUCACGCCCUCGGACGGCGUCGCCUUCGAGCCCCUCGGGGACCUGCUGGCCGUGGUGGCGCGGGACCGACCCGACCUGUGCAUCCUGUUUGGGCCCUUCCUGGACGCCAAGCACGAGCAGGUGGAGAGCUGCCAGCUCCUGAGCCCCUUCUCGGACGUGUUCAGGCUCUGCCUCAGGACCAUCAUCGAGGGCACCAGGAGUUCUGGCUCCCAGCUGGUUUUGGUGCCCUCUCUCCGAGACGUCUCCCACCACUUCGUGUACCCUCAGCCGCCGUUCUCCUUCCCGGACCUGCCCAAGGAGGACAGAGCGCGCGUGCUCCUGGUGCCCGAGCCCUGCACCCUGGACAUCGACGGCGUCGUCCUCGGCCUCACCUCCACCGACCUCCUGUUGCACAUGGGGGCUGAGGAGAUCAGCAGCUCCUCCGGGCUCUCCGAUCGCUUCACUCGGAUCCUGCGGCACGUCCUGACCCAGCGCAGUUUCUACCCCCUGUACCCGCCCUCCGAGGAGCUCAACGUGGAUUUCGAGGCUCUGGGGGCGUUCGCGGCGCUGCCGGUGACCCCGGACGUGCUGGUGACGCCCUCGGAGCUGCGAUUCUUCAUCAAGGACGUGCUGGGCUGUGUCUGCAUCAACCCCGGCCGUUUGACCAAGGGCCAGGCCGGGGGCACCUACGGGCGGCUGCUGCUGCGGAGGGACGGACGUGGGGACAGAACCACGGACAGAACCACGGACAGAACCACGGACAGACCUGGGGACAUCGCCAGGGACAAUCCCGGGGCCGCCCCGCGGAGCAGCCCCUGCGUGGCCGCCCAGGUCGUGAGGAUUUGAGCUCCAGCUCUGCCCCUUCCCACCCAGGGCUGCAGGAACUGGGGCGAAACCCCUGGAAUUUGGGAAAAACCCCUGGAAUUUGGGAAAAACUCCUGGAAUUGGGGUGAAACCCCUGGAAUUUGGGAAAAACUCCUGGAAUUUGGGAAAAACCCCUGGAAUUGGGGAGAAACUCCUGGAAUUUUGACUCCUGGAAUUCUGGCUAAAACCCCCAAAUCGUUCUGCACAUGGAGGAUUUCCCCAGGAGAAUUCAGGAUUCGGGAAUUUGGGAAGGGGAAUCCGGGCGUGGGAUCCUCCCUGUCCCGGGCUCUCCCCUCGCCUUUGGUGGCCUCCUUAGGGGACGUGGAGGUCAAUUAAUCCAAACCCAAUUAAUUCAUUACGGAUUCCUGCUGCUGCUGCAGGUCUGGCUUUCACAAUUGCCCAAACUUUUUGCCCCAAAUUUAUGAUAAUGAAGGUGAAAAAUAAUUGAAGUUUCUGCCUGUCCUGGUGUCGUUUCCUAAGGUAAAUCCAAGGGGUGGAUUUUGGGGUAAAACCUGGGAAAAUCGGGGCUGGGGAGGGACAUUCUCCUUAUGAUUCCAGUGUGUGGCUGAGAUUUUCCCCAAAAUCUCCUUUUUCUCCCCAAAUAUCCCAGUUGGGAAGUGCUGAGGUCACCUCCCAGUUCCUCCUCUGCUCUUUGCCCAAUCCCAGCACUUCUCACCCCAAAUCAAAUACAAUUUUU
Camarhynchus parvulus is the source of this 2645-nucleotide messenger RNA. It is a transcript of the gene POLA2, whose product is annotated as DNA polymerase alpha 2, accessory subunit. Gene Ontology annotation, molecular function: DNA binding. NCBI's taxonomy places the organism in Eukaryota, Metazoa, Chordata, Aves, Passeriformes, Thraupidae. Gene Ontology annotation, biological process: DNA replication initiation; DNA replication. Gene Ontology annotation, cellular component: alpha DNA polymerase:primase complex. The record is from RefSeq and is a predicted model, not a curated record.